This is a messenger RNA of Striga asiatica, 600 nucleotides long. Lineage: Eukaryota; Viridiplantae; Streptophyta; Magnoliopsida; Lamiales; Orobanchaceae. The record is from the annotation of a GenBank genome assembly.
AUGGUUUACUCGUCUGUCUCGCACUCUCCAAUCACACAGACAGAUCGAUCGAAUCGAUCAUUCCCCAACUCUAGCCCUAGCCACCAUCACUCCCCAAAUCCUCCCAUGGCUGAUCUGCCCGCACUCGCACUCGGAGACUCUACAGUGCCCAAUCUAAACGCCGCUUAUUCUGCAGGAGCCGAGCUCCGGUACUCUACGGUUCUAACGAGGAGAGCAAAUCCGGAGAUGCAGUGGCCUCCACUUCCCCCCGAACUCCUAUUGAUAUUUCAAAAUAUCAUAGAUGGCCAGACCCGACUUCAGACCCAACUUCAAAAUCUCCCGAUCCAACUUCAUACCCAACUUCAGGAGCCCAUGACCCAACUUCAGGAGCGCAUAACCCAACUUCAGACCCAACUUCAGGAGGGCAUAACCCAACUUCGGGAGGGCAUAACCCAAAUUCAGGAGGGCAACCAACUUCAUACCCAAUUUCAGGAGGGCGUGACCCCACUUCAUGGGUCGCUAAAUCAAUUGGACAUGAAGGUUGACACAUUUAUCCAGAUGGGGUCUUCUCAAGAAGUAGGAAGUAGCUCAAUAAGUAGGAAAAGAAGUAAGAGGAAGUAG